Molecule: messenger RNA, 1419 nt
Organism: Eucalyptus grandis
Lineage: Eukaryota; Viridiplantae; Streptophyta; Magnoliopsida; Myrtales; Myrtaceae
Product: inositol oxygenase 1
Exons: 11
Coding region: 192-1106 (304 amino acids)
Biological process (GO): inositol catabolic process
Cellular component (GO): cytoplasm
Molecular function (GO): inositol oxygenase activity; iron ion binding
Source: RefSeq, a predicted model, not a curated record
UUUGGAAAGAUGGAAUUUUCAGGGAAGGACUCGGGACCUCCAAAUUCCCAGGGAAGGACUUCUCCGGCCAAAUAUAAAUAGCCCCGAUCUUCCGCAGUCCAAAAUGCAUCGAAAUCUGCUCGAAAGCCCCCUUUUAUCGUCCUCUCCCCGCUGAAUAUUUCGCGUAUUUUGUUGCUCGAAUUGGAGUCGAGAUGACCAUCCUCAUUGAUCAGCCCGAGCAUGCGGUGGAAGAGGAAACGAAGGUCCUUGUGGAGGAAGAAAAGGAGUUGGUACUAGAUGGUGGUUUUCUAGCGCCAGACACAAAUUCAUUUGGCCACACAUUUAGGGAGUAUGAUGCAGAGAGCGAGAGGCAAGCAGGGGUGGAGAAUUUCUACAGGAUCAAUCACAUCAGCCAGACAUAUGACUUUGUGCAGAGAAUGAGGGAGGCGUAUGGGAAAUUGGACAAGGUGGAGAUGAGUAUAUGGGACUGCUGUGAAUUGCUGAAUGAUGUGGUGGAUGAGAGUGACCCUGACCUUGAUGAACCCCAGAUUGAGCACUUGCUCCAAACUGCUGAAGCCAUCAGAAAAGACUACCCCAAUGAGGAUUGGCUUCAUUUGACUGGCCUCAUUCAUGAUCUUGGGAAAGUGCUGCUACAUCCAAGCUUUGGGGAGCUUCCUCAGUGGGCCGUUGUGGGAGAUACAUAUCCUCUGGGCUGCGCUUUUGAUGAGUCAAUCGUCCAUCACAAGUACUUCAAGGAGAAUCCAGACUACCACAAUCCAGCAUACAACACCAAAUAUGGAGUAUACUCAGAAAGAUGUGGACUCAAUAAUAUUCUGAUGUCAUGGGGCCAUGAUGAUUAUAUGUAUCUGGUUGCCAAGGAGAACAAAACAACCCUGCCUUCAGCAGCACUCUUCAUCAUCAGAUAUCAUUCCUUUUAUUCUUUGCAUAAAUCAGAAGCAUACAAGCAUUUGAUGAAUGAGGAGGAUGAUGAGAAUCUCAAGUGGCUUCAGAUAUUUAACAAAUAUGACCUUUAUAGCAAGAGCAAAGUCCGGAUAGAUGUAGAGAAGGUCAAGCCGUACUAUCUCUCCCUUAUUAAAAAAUAUUUCCAAGCAAAACUGAGAUGGUGAAAUGGGGGAGGGAGACGGAGAUAAUGGAGUCCAUCAGAAAAACAGAACUAGAGCACAUGGUUAUGGAUCAGCUGGCCUUGUUAAUUAGAGAUCAAGAUUUCAAAUUACUGUUGGUGAUGGCUUCAUGUAAUCUUUACUUAGUAUGAAUGCAUGUAGCAUUUCUAUGGAAUAAUAAGAUUAGCUUCCCUCCGCACCUUAAUUCUUUGGAGUAUUUUUCGUGAAAGUAAUGCCAUUUCUAUUUAACCAUUAUUAGAAAUUGGGUGUGAAUCAUCUUUGAUACGAUGAAAUAAAAAGAGAGCUGUUAUUUAUUGAA